Molecule: messenger RNA, 567 nt
Organism: Penicillium verrucosum
Lineage: Eukaryota; Fungi; Ascomycota; Eurotiomycetes; Eurotiales; Aspergillaceae
Exons: 2
Coding region: 1-567 (188 amino acids)
Source: RefSeq, a predicted model, not a curated record
AUGCCUUCCUCGAAUGCCGACGACCUGUCGGUCGGAGACGUGUUCGCUCCGCAAGCCGACGGUGAACAGUCCGCCAUUGACAUCCCAGCCAAUCACCGUCGCCCCAAUGCACACAUGGGCACUAUGUCACCCCCAGAGCAGACAGCCAAGGGAUUAAAUGGGUUUGCGAACAAGACUCUCAACGAGAACAAACAGCGACGGAAGAAGAAUAAGAACCAAUUCGGGCCGACAUGCGCAACCGUUCGUGGUUUCACUCUGGCAUCCGGCGACGAGGAAUCGGACUUCUCCGCUGCGAGCUCACGUACACCCUCUCGACCUCCCACUGCACUUGAUGGCGCCAGCCCACUGGCACAGGCAUCCACAGGCCAUGGGGUCAGCGCAUUGAAGCUUCAACUCAGCACUCUGAAUCUGUCCGACGACACAGCUAGUAGCGGACUUGUCUCCAAAACCCCCAGUGCUGCCAGUGUUUACUCCGACAGCGACCAGACCGAGAUCUUGACCAGCUAUGAAAUCCCUCUAGAUCAGGACUUUAAUGGUGAAGAUGAAAGUGAGAACGAAGAUAAUUGA